AUGGCGUCGGAGCGGCGCAAGGUCAAGUACCACAGGAGCGGCUCUACGGACCGGGGUUCCCGCAAGCGCAGCUGCCUCCGGGAGGCCGGUGAUGUGGCCCCCUCCCCCCGGCGGCCGGCCCCGAGCUCCGCGUCGCGUUCCCCAGGGGCCCGCAGCCCCAAGCGCCUGAGAGCCCAGGAGGAGGACGAUGUGGCCUGCCCGCCGCCGGAGCUGCCCUGGGACUCAGCCCGCCGCAGAAAUUCCUCCUCUUCCUCCUCCUCCUCUUCUUCCUCUUCUUCCUCCUCCUCUUCUUCCUCCUCCUCCUCCUCCUCCUCCCAGUCCUCCGGCCCAGGUGUGGCGGACGGGGCCGCCUCCGAAGGCUGCCUGACUCGGAGCGCACGUGAGGCCUUCCUUCCGUCAGGGGGCUCCCCUCCGCGCCCCGCCAGCCCCUCUCUAGAGGAAAUGGCUUCUCUAGAGGAGGAAACCUGUGGCCUUAAGGUUAAUUCCAAAGAUAAUUCUCGUAAUUCCACGAAUUCUGAGUUUGCAGCUGAAGCAGAGGGUCAAAAUGAGAAAAUUGAGGAACCAGGCAAGGUUCAGAAAAAGAAGAGGGAUAGACCUCGAGACCAAGGCUCUACCAUGAUCUACCUGAAGGCCAUCCAGGGCAUCCUGGGGAAGUCGGUGCCAAAAAAGAAGGGCGAGUCUGCCACUAUGGCAAAACCAGACACAGCAGACCAUCCCAACCAUGGAGAGGGUCCCGCCAGGAGCGGCACGGAGUCUCCUCUGAAAGAGGAGUUGGCAACCCCAGAGGUCAGAGAGAAAGAGGAAAAAGAGGCUGUGCUGGAGAGAAGCAGCUUCUGUGACAGGAGGGUGGUGGUAGACCCUCAGGAGAAACCCAGCGAGGAGCCACUUGGUGACCGAAGGACAAUUGUUGACAAGUGCUCUCCACCCCUAGAAUUUUUGGAUGACUCAGACUCUCAUUCAGAAAGCCAAAAGCCUCAAGAAAGGGAGGUGGUGAUAGAGCACAUCUCCUCAGGAAGUGACUGGUCCGACGUGGACGAGGUCUCCACAGUCAGAUUCUCUCAGGAGGAGCCCAUCUCACUGAAACCCCCAGCAGUUCCGGAGCCUUCUGCCUUCCCCACUGACUAUGUCAUGUACCCGGCUCACUUGUACAGUAGUCCUUGGUGUGAUUUUGCCAGCUAUUGGGCCAACACUCGCAAGCCUUCUAGCUACUCCUCCAUGGGCAUCAGCAGCAGUGACACGUUGCAGGCUGGGAAGAGCAGCAGCUGGGGCUUCCUGAGUGAUUAUUCCUCCAACUCUGCAGUGAGCUCCCAAAACACCUCUAGAAAUUGGGAGGCGGCAGAGGAAGGCAGAUCCCAGAAUUCUCGCUCAUACCAUUACUCCAGAAGCUCACAAGAAAAGGUGAAGGAGAAAAGAACAUUCCAGGAGGAGCCGCCACCCCGUUCUUAUGAAGGACAUGCCUCUAGCUCUCUGCCAAGGAGCCAUAUAGAGCCAAACAUAGAGGCGGGUUUCAUUGAUACCCAUUGUCACUUGGACAUGCUCUAUUCCAAGUUGGCUUUCCAAGGGACCUUCAGCAAGUUCAGGAGAAUUUAUAGCACCUCCUUCCCUAAGGAAUUUCAGGGCUGCAUCUCUGACUUCUGUGAUCCCAGGACACUGACAGAUACCCUAUGGGAGGAUUUGUUGAAAGAGGAUCUGGUUUGGGGGGCCUUUGGCUGUCACCCUCAUUUUGCUCGUUACUACAAUGAGAGUCAAGAAAGAAAUCUUUUGCAAGCCUUAAGGCAUCCCAAGGCCGUGGCAUUUGGGGAAAUGGGCUUGGAUUACUCCUAUAAAUGCACCACACCUGUCCCUGAACAGCACAAGGUGUUUGAGAGACAGCUGCGCCUGGCUGUGUCUCUAAGGAAACCUUUGGUGAUUCACUGCCGAGAAGCUGAUGAAGAUCUGCUGAGCAUCAUGAAAAAAUUUGUGCCCUCAGACUACAAGAUCCAUAGGCAUUGCUUCACUGGUAGCUACCCGGUCAUCGAGCCCCUGCUGAAGCACUUCCCGAACAUGUCUGUUGGCUUCACUGCGGUCCUGACGUACUCUUCCGCCUGGGAGGCCCGGGCAGCUCUGAAACAGAUCCCGCUGGAGAGAAUCAUUGUGGAAACUGAUGCCCCCUACUUCCUGCCUCGACAGGUUCCCAAGAGCCUUUGCCAGUACGCCCACCCAGGCCUGGCCUUGCAUACCGUUCGAGAGAUUGCCAGGGUCAAAGGUCAGCCGCUGUCCCACACCUUGGCUGUGUUGCGUGAGAACACCAGUCGCCUCUACAAUCUUUAA
Molecule: messenger RNA, 2310 nt
Organism: Pipistrellus nathusii (Nathusius's pipistrelle)
Lineage: Eukaryota; Metazoa; Chordata; Mammalia; Chiroptera; Vespertilionidae
Source: the annotation of a GenBank genome assembly